Messenger RNA from Momordica charantia (bitter melon), 2780 nucleotides. Its product is annotated as protein kinase STUNTED. The record is from RefSeq and is a predicted model, not a curated record. Gene Ontology annotation, biological process: protein phosphorylation. Gene Ontology annotation, molecular function: protein kinase activity; ATP binding. Lineage: Eukaryota; Viridiplantae; Streptophyta; Magnoliopsida; Cucurbitales; Cucurbitaceae.
AAUUUUUCUCUCUUGCCGACACUUUCUUCCCCCAAACUCCAUCUUCUUUCCUUUUCACUUCAUCCACUAUUUUUUUUCCUAAAGAAAAACAUAAACCCAUUUCCUUCAUGGAUGCUUGACGUCACCCGAGCAGAAAUUGUUGUCUUUUACGACAAUUUUUGUGCCCUUUUUUCCCUUCUUUUUCAAAUUUCUUUAUCGUUUAUGAGUCUCGCGAUUAGUUGGUCGCAGUAGGUUAGGGGGUGCGAUCUAUUUAAUCGGCAAAAUCGGUAUUUAAAUCAUGCUGAGCUCGGACGACGAAUCGCUGCAAGUUUUAGUUUCGGGUGCGCCAAUGGGUCACUGCUUGUUUUGAAAUACUCGUAGCUUCGAGUUCUUUCUGCCCUUUUCUUUUCCAUGGGUGCAUUUAGAUUUCUGAUUCUUCUUUCGUUGGCCGAUUAUAGUGGGCUUUGGUUGCAGAGAGUGAAAUGGUGGGUUUAAAAAGUGGGAAAUCUCCCAACCAGAGGUCAUCUGCUGGGACCCCGCAGAUCGAAGGAGAUUCAGAAUUUGUGGGGUUUUGGAGAUCAUAGGAGAUUAAUCUGGAGGAAGCGAAAUGACUGUUGGUCAGGAGGAUUCUGAGGAUAUUGAGAAGAAGAAGAAGAAAAAGAAGAAGAAGAAGAAUGUGUUAGUGGGGAUUCGGAUUAAUGGUGAUGGUAGAGACCUGCUCAAUUGGGCGAUUGUUAAAGUUGCUGACCCUGGGGAUUGUGUCAUUGUAAUCCAUGUUUGUCAAAAUUCUGACCGUGCACUAAAAACUAAGCCCUUAUUUGAUGAAUUCUUAGAAGGAUACAAAAGCCUUUGUAAUGUAAACAAGGUAGCUUUCAUUUCUCAUAUAUCGACCGGAAGUUCGGUUAAGACGACUUUGGUCAGAGAGGCAGAAUGCUAUGAUGCUCGGGCUGUAAUUUUGGGAACGAGCAAGUUGUCUACUAAUCUUGGGGGUUGGUCAACAACAACUAGAUACUUUGUUAAGCGACUGCCUCCAACCACUGAUGUUUUGGCUCUCUACAAAGGCAAAGUUGUCUUCAGAAGGUCCAUCAGUGAUCAACUUCCAGGCUUGAGUCAAGACCCAAAACCAAGUUUUAGUCCAGCUACUCAAUCUGACUUUGAUGGUUCUGAGACCAAGAAAUCUUUUUCUUAUGGGGUUGGUAGUGGAGACAUGAAGGAUGUUCAUGGAGUUGUCCUUAAAAGUAAAAGAAAUUGUUCCAAACAGGACACUCCAAUGAAGACAGACAAUUCCGAGGGGGGUCUUGGUUGGCCGUUGCUCCGUACAUCUCCGAAGAUUUCGCAAACCCUGUCUGUACAUGACAUGUCUGUGGUGCAAUGGGUGAUGAACUUACCAGAUCGUUCGCCAUCUCACAGUUUAAGAAUAAAGGGAAAUGAUCCAUCAAGAAGAGAGAUCUCUGAUUUUCUGGAUGAGAGGAAUAAAGGCAGUUUAUCUGCCUUUUCUGAGCGACCACAAAAAUUGAAGGAUCUCCUGAAAGCUAGCUCAUCUUGUUAUAAGUGGUUUAGUCCUGAUGUGCUGAAAACUUCAACUUCUCAUUUCUCUUCAGAAAACUUGAUUGGGAAAGGUGGUUGCAAUCGUGUAUACAAAGGAAUCCUCCCAGAUGGAAAGCCAAUCGCGGUUAAGGUAAUGAACUCAUCCGAAAAGGCAUGGAACGAAUUUUCUCGGGAAGUUGACAUUAUAUCCUCAUUGCAUCACAAAAAUAUCACUCCCUUUCUUGGUGUUUGCAUCAAAGACGAUACAUUGAUCUCUGUUUAUGAUUUCUUUUCCCAAGGAAGCUUAGAGGAAAAUCUAUACGGUAGAAACAAAGAAAAAGGCAUACUUUCCUGGGUGGUAAGAUUCAAGUUGGCUGUUGGAAUUGCUGAGGCACUAAACUACCUGCACGAGGAAUCUCCCCGGCCUGUUGUACACAGAGAUGUCAAGACUUCAAACAUUCUUCUCACUGAUGAACUUGAACCACAGUUGUCUGAUUUUGGCCUUGCAAUCUGGGGACCAACCGAAUCAUCCUUUCAGAUCGAAGCCGAUGUUGUGGGAACGUUUGGAUAUCUUGCUCCAGAGUAUUUCAUGUACGGAAAAAUGAGUGAUAAGGUUGAUGUCUACGCCUUUGGCAUAGUUCUACUUGAAUUAUUAUCGGGACGAAGAGCAAUCGACACUGAGACUUCGAAAGAGCAACAGAGCUUGGUUAUGUGGGCAAAGCCAAUCAUAGAACGCGGUGACGUAAAGGGCAUAGUCGAUCCAAACUUGGAGGGAAAAUUCGACAAUGUUCAGUUGAAGAGAAUGGUUCUUGCAGCAACCCUGUGCAUCACGAGGGCAUCUCGACUCCGUCCUAGAAUUACUCAGAUAAUGAAGGUUCUAAGAGGGGAAAUUGAUACUGAAAGCAUCGUUGUGGAGGAUUCACAAAGUGUGGAGAAUGGAGAUGACGAAGUUUACCCGAGUUCGAGUUCUGAACUACACUUGAGCCUUGCAUUGCUAGGUGUUGAUGAUGGUGGUGGGGAUUCAUUUAGCAGUGUGGAACAGAAAAAAAGAGUUUGUUUAGAAGAUUAUUUGAAAGAAAGAUGGAGCAGGUCCUCAAGCUUCAACUAUCUUCCUUAGAGAUAUGUCAGUUUCCCUUCAGCUUAGACUGUAAAUUAGCCAAACAUUAAACAAUGUCAUCAAAAUUUAAACUGUACAAUGACUAUAAACUUAUGCACCCUUUGGUGAGGUGAUUUCUGUAAAUAUAUAUAUAUUAUACAUCUUUUUUUUGGGUCCA